AUGGAGUUUGCUGCCGGAGACACAGACUCGCGCAUCAUAGGAGUGGACACCAAAAAUCUGAUAGCUCAAAGUCUGCUACAAUCGAGCCAUUUAGGUAAAGUACCAUAUGGAGGUUUUGUCAAGGCAACAAAGGAAUUUGGAGUGAGCAGGAAGACAGUGCAUAGAAUCUGGGCAGAGACCAGAAUACAAAUCCAGAGUGGAGUACUUGUGAGCAUAAAAGAUCGUGUUAAAGGCUUUAAGCGCAAGGAUGAAAUCCAGCUUGAUGAAAACAGGGUAAGAGCUCUUUCAUUCUUUGAAAGAUCUACCAUCCGCAAAAUGGUUGUCAAGCUUGAUUUAAGUAAGAGUACAGUAUGCAGGAUGGUGAAAGCAAAUCAUCUGAGGCUACACACAAAUGUUGUGAAGCCCCUACUUACUGCCUCAAACAAGUUAACAAUAAUGAAAUGGGGUCUCACUCAUGUUCUGCCUGUGGUGCACAAUGGUAUGGUCAAAUAUCACACAAUGCACAAUGUAGUGCACAUUGAUGAAAAAUGGUUUUUCAUGAUUAAGAGUACGGAUAGAUACUACCUGCUGCCAGAUGAGGAAGAACCAUAUAGGUCAUGUAAGUCAAAGCGGUUCAUCACAAAGGUGAUGUUUAUGUGUGUUGUGUGUAGAGUGUAG
This is a messenger RNA of Salvia splendens (bonfire salvia), 657 nucleotides long. RefSeq lists its product as uncharacterized. The coding region runs from base 1 to 657 and encodes 218 amino acids. The record is from RefSeq and is a predicted model, not a curated record. NCBI's taxonomy places the organism in Eukaryota, Viridiplantae, Streptophyta, Magnoliopsida, Lamiales, Lamiaceae. The transcript has a single exon. Gene Ontology annotation, molecular function: nucleic acid binding.